Messenger RNA from Punctularia strigosozonata HHB-11173 SS5, 1344 nucleotides. RefSeq lists its product as uncharacterized. The transcript has a single exon. The record is from RefSeq and is a predicted model, not a curated record. Lineage: Eukaryota; Fungi; Basidiomycota; Agaricomycetes; Corticiales; Punctulariaceae. The coding region runs from base 1 to 1344 and encodes 447 amino acids.
AUGCUGCAGACCCUAGAGAUCUCCCUAAUCGACACGGGACGAUCACCUAAACGUGCCCGCGCCGACGAAGACGAUCCCCAGUCCUUGACUGACUCGGAGGCGCGCAGCGGCGAAAGGAACACUAUAGACGAUCUAGACUCGCGCCCCCGCAUCCCGCUCCCUCAACGCUCCAUCUGGCCCAGCCCGACCGCACCGCCAACUUUUACGGACGAGAACCCCCAUAUCCAAACAUCGAGACGCGGAGACCCCCCAACGGCCCGCCCUACCGACCAGUCGGUCGAAUUCCUAGACGUGGUCUUCCCCAGAAUCGGACUUAGUAUGGCAGAUCUGUUGGAAGGGAUGGAGACGGCCCAAACUACGCCGGUUCUAGCUAACCCAGGCGACUUUCUCGCCAUAGUGCCCUUCAACGCGGGACAAGACCUCUUCGCCGCACGCCCAACGCUUCACGCCGACAUUCUGGAGUUCAUCGUGGCCCUCCGUAUUGACGUCGGACCGCCGUCUGAGUCGGUAGGGAACGCUAAACGGCGACUGGACACGCAUCGCCCCCUCGCUAAGAAGAAUUCAAGGCGCUCGUUCGACAAACCAUGGACAAUCCUCCUGACUGGCUGCAACAGCCACGAACGCGCCUACCUGCUAUAUCAACAGACUUUCGCAGUCAAUGAGGACAUCUGCUUCCACGUUCUGUCCUUCGACCCGAAUUACUACGAAUGGACCAUUAUGCAUAUCUCCGGGGACGCGGUCAGGGCCGCCGAAGACCAGGAAGCCCUACCGGAAGUCAAGAACGAGAUCCUAACCGCCAUCAAGACGGUCCUCUGGAAGGACAAGCCCUUCCGGAACUUCGUAGAUCAAGUUCUUCGCGCUGCCGGCAUCCCCGGCACGGUCAAUGACCGAGUCGCCUACGCCACGAGCUCGUUCACACUCACAUACAUCCCCCUUCGCAACCAACAGGGGAGGCUCGACCCCGUAAUGCAACUCAUGGGGCGCCCGAUCGCAACGAACUAUGACGAACACCGCCGCUGGCUCGCGCUUAUUCGCAAACCAAGCUACUACGUCAAGGGCGGACUGAAGAAGCUGCUCAUAGAAAAGAAAGACAUCGAGUGCGCCCUUUGCAAAUCCGUCACUCACCCGGCAUGGGACUGCCCCUUCCCGAAGAUAGCAGGCUGGAGCGGCCCAACGGAGGCGAAGCCCACCCGCGCGAGGAGCAACAACGACAACGACCGAGGCAACAUGCACCCUGGGAGAGGCCGCCGGGGAACCUCCAGAGGCCGAGGAGGGGCAAGAGCCUCAAACAGACGCGGGGGAUGGGAGACCGUAACCCGAUCCCAGUACGGCAACCGGUGGUAA